This is a messenger RNA of Gracilinanus agilis (Agile Gracile Mouse Opossum), 1182 nucleotides long. RefSeq names its product putative protein FAM172B. The record is from RefSeq and is a predicted model, not a curated record. Gene Ontology annotation, biological process: regulatory ncRNA-mediated heterochromatin formation. The coding region runs from base 1 to 1182 and encodes 393 amino acids. The transcript is spliced from 2 exons. Gene Ontology annotation, molecular function: siRNA binding. Gene Ontology annotation, cellular component: nucleus. Lineage: Eukaryota; Metazoa; Chordata; Mammalia; Didelphimorphia; Didelphidae.
AUGGUAACAGAUGAAAUCCUAGUAAAGAAAUUCUAUUGGGAAAGCCUUUUUCCAAGGCUGGUGAUGUUGAUUCUUCUGGAUCCCACCAAUUGGUUCCUGAUAACACAGGAAUUGAGCUUCCAAAAAUUCAUGAAGCAGUCAGCAUAUAUUGAAGAACUUAAGUAUGAUUUCAAUGAAAAGGCUGAAUUGAGACACACAGAAACACAUGAGCCCUUCAUUUUUAACUAUUACAAAAAUACCCUUGAGAGAAAUAGCAAGCGCUAUCAGGCCCUUGGGCAUUUGCUUGAAUAUUACAUUUAUGAGCUCUUGGAGAAGGUGUGCAAACUACACAAAGUAUAUAUCCCAAGCCAAGCUAUUAUGGAACCAAGGAGCUUCUUUUUCAUGAGUGAGAACGCUUUAACUAAUACUUCCCUUCUUCUUGUCCUUCUGCAAGAUCAUGGAGUUUUUCGAGCCGGGCAGUGGAGCCAACAGACCAUAGUCCGUCAUGGCCUACAACAUGGAAGUCAAAUACCUUGUAUUCAGCUAGCACUACAAUCAGAUUAUGGUAUCAUUGUAUUAAAUCCCAAUGAUAAUUUCAUGGAUUUAAAAAUGGAAAAAGAGUGUCUAAGUCCUCAAGGUUAUACUAUUGAGUCAUCUUCCUUAGAAAUGUUUCAGCCUGGGAACCCAUUUUCAUUGCCAAAGGGUGCCCAAUGCAUUCCAAAAAAAUACAGUAGUACACCUGAAGAGCAUACUGCCUACAUAUGGAAUCAUUUCAUUUUGAAAAGUACAGCUAGAAAUGUAGCUUUCAUUGUCCAUGGUUAUGGAGGUUUGGUUUUCAUGGACCUACUUGUUCAGAAAAAGUGGGAAGUAAUGAACAAAGUAUAUGCUGUAGCCCUUAUUGAUUCUGCACACCACGUAGAGCACCAGCUGGGAAAUGACACACAGCUAUUAGCAUGGAUAAAGCACCACUGUCGUGAAUGGAUAACAAGCCAUAAACCAUUGGAUAAGCCUGUAGCCACUGUUUUGAAAAUGGAUUGUCCAAAGGUUUCAGCUGGUACAGAAAAUCAUAGCUUAGCACCUUCUACCAGCCUACAAUCAAUUUUCAAAUACCUCAAAAAUGCUUUAAAAGCCAAAACAUCCGUUCAUUUUUCUCGAAUGCCAAUUGUAACUAGAAGCUGCACAAAAAGAAAGCAAAACACUUAG